CAUCCUGCCUUGUUGGAGUUGUGCUUCCUCCUCACUUUCCUCCUCUGUUCUCUCAGGCUCCAAAGUACAGUCAGUGACCUCAUCAUCCCCUCCCUCCUUGUCUCUAGAGCCAACUUGGCAGUAUGCUGUGGCUGGGGGAACAUGACUGCCAAUUUCUUUUCCAUCGUUGGCACCCCCUCUCUCUAGGCUCACGUCACUCCUUUCUUCAACCCAUGAACCAACAUCGGAGCAUUCAAAUUGCUGCGCAUCCUCCAACAGCUUGGAACUGACACUAAGAUCGAAUAAUU
Messenger RNA from Staurois parvus, 287 nucleotides. Lineage: Eukaryota; Metazoa; Chordata; Amphibia; Anura; Ranidae. The record is from the annotation of a GenBank genome assembly.